GAGAAAUGAAAGAUAACUGCACACUACUCUUCAACUUUAGAGACAGAAAUCGUCCAUAAAAUAAAGUGAAAGUAGAAUUUCUUGUAAACAUUCGGUAUGGCGUCUCGCAGUUUAUCAGACUCGGACUCCGAACCCGAUGAUGCCCUACACAUUGGAUUUAACAAUGAUGACACAAACUCUGACCAACCUCCCACAAAGAAGAAAAAAGUGGAUAAUGCGGGGCUAUACAACGAUUUCUCCGCCAGGAUGAUGGCGAAGAUGGGUUACAAGGAAGGCCUGGGUCUGGGUAAGGAGCAGCAGGGACGUGUAGAGAUCGUGGAGGCAUCCAACCAGCGGGGCAGGAGGGGUCUGGGUCUAAAAAUCAAAGGACUGGAACCCUCGCAGGAAGUGGACUGGGAGUUCGAGACAGAAGAGAUAAUUGAAAAAGAAGAAGUAUCUUGGAUUCCAACUUGUGCUGAACCAGUUCCCAGCAUUGAGAUACUGAGAGAGUGGAAACAUAUUGGAAAGAAAAAAUUAACAAUAGAUGACGAGGCAGAGUUUUGUGAUGAAGAUGUUUUAUCAGCUAUUUUAAACAGCAAGAAUGUGUUUGAUGAGCUGGAGCCAGAGGAAAUGAGGAGAGCCCGGACACGAUCAAAUCCUUACGAAACAAUCAGAGGGGUCUUCUUUCUCAACAGAGCAGCUGUCAAAAUGGCAAAUAUGGAUACCAUGUUUGAUUUCAUGUUUACUUCACCAAAGGAUAAUAGUGGGAAACCCCUGCUGAAGCCGUCAGAUAUCUUGUUUUUCGCUGAUAUCUGUGCUGGUCCUGGUGGCUUUAGUGAGUAUGUCUUAUGGAGAACCAAGGGAGAUGCUAAAGGCUUUGGGUUCACCCUGAAAGGUCCGUGUGACUUCAAGCUGGAGGAUUUCUUCGCUGGUCCCCCUGAAAUGUUCGAGCCUCACUAUGGUGUGGGAGGAAUUGAGGGGGACGGGGAUAUUUUUAAGCCUGAGAACCAGGAAGAAUUUAUCAAAUUCGUCAAAGAAAACACAGACAACAAAGGUGUCUACUUUGUGAUGGCUGAUGGGGGUUUCUCAGUUGAAGGACAAGAAAACAUUCAGGAGAUUUUGUCCAAACAGCUUUAUCUUUGUCAGUUCUUAGUUGCCAUAUCCAUUCUUAGACCAGGUGGUCACUUUGUGUGUAAGUUAUUUGACCUCUUCACCCCCUUCAGUGUCGGGUUGAUCUACCUAAUGUACAGAAUAUUUCAAAAAGUCUGUAUCUGUAAACCUGUCACCAGUAGACCUGCUAACUCCGAGAGGUACAUAGUUUGCCAGGGUCUCUGUGACGACAGUGACCCAGUCAGACAAUACAUGCACGAGGUUAACCUGGAUUUAAAUCAACUCCAAGUCUCCACGUCAACACAAGAUGUCUGCGAGAUAGUCCCGAUGGAUGAUCUACACGCUGAUCAGUGCUUCUUUAAUUAUAUGUACGAAUCCAAUGUAAAGUAA
Messenger RNA from Saccostrea cuccullata (small rock oyster), 1479 nucleotides. RefSeq names its product cap-specific mRNA (nucleoside-2'-O-)-methyltransferase 1-like. Gene Ontology annotation, cellular component: nucleus; cytoplasm. NCBI's taxonomy places the organism in Eukaryota, Metazoa, Mollusca, Bivalvia, Ostreida, Ostreidae. The record is from RefSeq and is a predicted model, not a curated record. The transcript has 12 exons. Bases 97 to 1479 code for a protein of 460 amino acids. Gene Ontology annotation, biological process: 7-methylguanosine mRNA capping. Gene Ontology annotation, molecular function: nucleic acid binding; methyltransferase cap1 activity.